UAAUGUUCGCGUUGCGCUGUCCGGCCAUGUCUCCUCGUAGCCAGUGUGUGUCGCCUACAACGCCAUGAGCAAGGCACAUUCGUGUAGCGUUGCCUAUUGGUGUCAGUCUCGUAACCGCAAAUUUAUUCCCAUUUCCGAUUUACGAACAUACAACGUCCCAUGAAGAGUUGCGUCUAAAUCCGAAAAUUUGAUAGUGUCCAGAUGCUUUUGCAAGUGAACCACUUAUAGAUAUGGAAAUGUGGAAAACAACGCACUUCGGUCGUGCACAGCGCGGGCUACAUAUAUCAUUUAUCCAAAUCUGACUCUGUUCACUGGAUUGUUGCCCAACGCAGAUAUGUUAUAUACGUUGCGAAGAAUGCGAUGUGAUAUAAUGGCAGCGACAAUUUAAAAAUGUUGGAAGCACUGUAGUUUCUGUCUCACACAUCGCGUGUGCUCUGUGUUGGUUUGUUCUCUUCGUCGCCCCGAUGUACGACGAGGGCAAGUAAACAAACUUCGUUCUUGUCGACGUCGUCGCUUUAUCGCUCAGUUCGUGUCGUCUUCGUGUAAAUGAUUGUUCACUAGCAAAGCAAGCGUCCCUGGGCUGGGAGUUGUUUUGUCAUUUGUGCGUUGUAUGCUGAUUUCAUCGGUAUCGCGGGUGCAUUAUUAUUCAUCGUUCGUUUCGCGCUUGCUAUACUCAUUAGCUUGAAAGUAAAGGUUGUCGCCGGCAUGCAAUCUGACGAGGACUUCAACGUUAAGUUUGUGAACUUGGUGAAGAUGUACAAGUGUCUGUACGACAAGAAGGUGCCAGAAUACCGAAAUAAGGACGAACAGGAAAAGGCUUGGUUUGAUAUUGCUAAGGAAACACAUGAAAGCGUGUCUCAUUGUAAAGAACGUUGGCGAAACCUUCGAGCAUGCUUGUCGCGCUAUAUAAAACAGCAGAGCAGCGCAGAUCCACAGCAUAAACCAUACUACUUAGCAGAACAUAUGCAAUUUUUAUUACCAUUUCUAAAAUCACAUCGACCGUCUUCAAUCAAUGAAUCUUAUUCCGGGUGCGAUUACAACUCAGAUUUGAAUGUGGAUUUGAAAACACUUGACCCCGAAGACACAAAUGACCAAGAUUUUCAUAAUUCGCAUCAAGACGAUUACUCCAUCAAUGUUACAAACAGACGUAAAUUAAGUGGAACCGACACCACACUGUCAGUGAAUUGUGUUCAAAAUCCUCAUGUUGAUAUGGACAACAGCGAAGCCGAGCCCGAGGUUCUUUUCUCAACAUCCACAGAACGAAUACAUCACGACGCAAAAAGAUUAAAGCUGGACAACACCCAUGACACCAUCAAUUCAUCUUUAUAUGCCGAAAAUUCAGAUAUGGAUUUUUUUAGAAGUGUUUUACCAGACAUACAGGGAAUGACCGCAGUACAAAGAAGAAAAUUCAAAAUUGGUGUACUAGAGCUAAUCGACGAAGUCCUAUUGAAAUACCCUGCUUGAAACCCGGCUUCUUCGAAGCUGGCGGUCGAAAAUCCUAUAUGUAUAAGCAAUAGAUGAAGAAACCAUUUGCAGAAUGAUUGGAUUAUGUAUGUGAAAUGCGUGACCGAGUGGAGAUUGAAAGAAAUAUUAGUUCCCAUAGAAAACUAAGCCAAAUAAAAUAUCGAAUAUUUUUUUUUGUGAGGGCUGGGCAAAUAUUGGGCAAGUACUUACUGAUACAGGGCCUAAGUAAAUUUUAAAGUGCUGACUGUUUUUGAGUUAAUACCCUUUUAUAGUGUGGCAAGGAGCAACAAGGGCACUGCUCCUUCUAACAAUAAAAAUGAGUCUAAUUUGGAUUUUAUCGAAGUAUGAACGAAAACUAAAUAAUUUUUAAAAUUUGUUCUUUCAGUACCAAUGUUCAUAAUUUCACAUAUACCCAUAGACAGUCCUAUCUGAAAACAAAACUUUUUAUAGCAAUCGAAGGCAAACAUGUUAAACAUAAUUUAACACGAAGUGCUUUUAUUUUUUUACCCCCUAAAUAUAACUUUAUAGAGUUGAAUCAAUUUGCUCCAGUGGGCGUCUUAGAAUAGAAAAUAAAGGCAAUUGAUUAUAAAUAUA
Hermetia illucens (black soldier fly) is the source of this 2058-nucleotide messenger RNA. RefSeq lists its product as uncharacterized. Gene Ontology annotation, biological process: regulation of transcription by RNA polymerase II. The record is from RefSeq and is a predicted model, not a curated record. Lineage: Eukaryota; Metazoa; Arthropoda; Insecta; Diptera; Stratiomyidae. Gene Ontology annotation, cellular component: transcription regulator complex; nucleus. Gene Ontology annotation, molecular function: DNA binding. The coding region runs from base 706 to 1464 and encodes 252 amino acids. The transcript is spliced from 3 exons.